Messenger RNA from Propithecus coquereli (Coquerel's sifaka), 4715 nucleotides. It is a transcript of the gene TOP2A, whose product is annotated as topoisomerase (DNA) II alpha 170kDa. Gene Ontology annotation, cellular component: nucleus. The transcript has 35 exons. The coding region runs from base 123 to 4679 and encodes 1518 amino acids. Gene Ontology annotation, molecular function: ATP binding; DNA topoisomerase type II (double strand cut, ATP-hydrolyzing) activity; DNA binding. Lineage: Eukaryota; Metazoa; Chordata; Mammalia; Primates; Indriidae. Gene Ontology annotation, biological process: DNA topological change; resolution of meiotic recombination intermediates; sister chromatid segregation. The record is from RefSeq and is a predicted model, not a curated record.
AGGUUCAAGCGGUACUGAAGGCGCUUUCCUAACUGACGCUUGUCCGUGGAGAAGCGGCUUGGUCCCGGCUUGUCUCGUGGGUCCCGCCGGUUUAGUCGCUUUCAGGGUUCUCGAGCCCCUUCAUGUCUUUCACCAUGGAGGUGUCACCACUGCAGCCUGUAAAUGAAAAUAUGAAAAUCGACAAAAUAAAGAAAAAUGAAGAUGCUAAGAAAAGACUGUCUAUUGAAAGGAUCUAUCAAAAGAAAACGCAAUUGGAACAUAUUUUGCUCCGCCCAGACACCUACAUUGGCUCUGUGGAAUUAGUGACCCAGCAAAUGUGGGUUUAUGAUGAAGAUGUUGGCAUUAACUAUAGGGAAGUCACUUUUGUUCCUGGUUUGUACAAAAUCUUUGAUGAGAUUCUAGUUAAUGCUGCAGACAACAAACAAAGGGACCCCAAAAUGUCUUGUAUUAGAGUCACAAUUGACCCGGAAAACAAUUUAAUUAGUAUAUGGAAUAAUGGAAAAGGUAUUCCUGUUGUUGAACACAAAGUUGAGAAGAUGUAUGUCCCAGCUCUCAUAUUUGGACAGCUCCUAACUUCUAGUAACUAUGAUGAUGAUGAAAAGAAAGUAACAGGUGGUCGAAAUGGCUAUGGAGCCAAAUUGUGUAACAUAUUCAGUACCAAAUUUACUGUGGAAACAGCCAGUAGAGAAUACAAGAAAAUGUUCAAACAGACAUGGAGGGAUAACAUGGGGAGAGCUGGUGAGAUGGAACUCAAGCCCUUUAAUGGAGAAGAUUAUACAUGUAUCACCUUCCAGCCUGAUUUGUCUAAGUUUAAAAUGCAAAGCCUGGACAAAGAUAUUGUUGCACUGAUGGUUAGACGAGCAUAUGAUAUUGCUGGAUCUACCAAAGAUGUCAAAGUCUUUCUUAAUGGAAAUAAGCUGCCAGUAAAAGGAUUUCGUAGUUAUGUGGAUAUGUAUUUGAAAGAUAAGGUAGAUGAAACUGGCAACCCAUUGAAAGUAAUACAUGAACAAGUAAACCACAGGUGGGAAGUGUGUUUAACAAUGAGCGAAAAAGGCUUUCAGCAAAUUAGCUUUGUCAACAGCAUUGCUACUUCCAAGGGUGGCAGACAUGUUGAUUAUGUAGCUGAUCAAAUUGUGGCUAAACUUGUUGAUGUUGUGAAGAAGAAGAACAAGGGUGGUGUUGCAGUAAAAGCACAUCAGGUGAAAAAUCACAUGUGGAUUUUUGUGAAUGCUUUAAUUGAAAACCCAACCUUUGACUCUCAGACAAAAGAAAACAUGACUUUACAAGCCAAGAGCUUUGGAUCAACGUGCCAAUUAAGUGAAAAAUUUAUCAAAGCUGCAAUUGGGUGUGGUAUUGUAGAAAGCAUACUAAACUGGGUGAAGUUUAAGGCCCAAGUCCAGUUAAACAAGAAGUGUUCAGCUGUGAAACAUAACAGAAUCAAGGGAAUUCCCAAACUUGAUGAUGCCAAUGAUGCAGGAGGCCGAAACUCCACUGAGUGUACACUUAUCCUGACUGAAGGAGACUCAGCCAAAACUUUGGCUGUUUCAGGCCUUGGUGUGGUUGGGAGAGACAAAUAUGGGGUUUUCCCUCUUAGAGGAAAAAUACUCAACGUUCGAGAAGCUUCUCAUAAACAGAUCAUGGAAAAUGCUGAAAUAAACAAUAUCAUCAAGAUUGUGGGUCUUCAGUACAAGAAAAACUAUGAAGAUGAAGAUUCAUUGAAAACUCUUCGUUAUGGAAAGAUAAUGAUUAUGACAGAUCAGGACCAAGACGGUUCCCAUAUCAAAGGCUUGCUGAUUAAUUUUAUCCAUCACAACUGGCCCUCUCUUCUGAGACAUCGUUUUCUGGAGGAAUUUAUCACUCCCAUUGUAAAGGUGUCUAAAAACAAGCAAGAAAUGGCAUUCUAUAGCCUUCCUGAAUUUGAGGAAUGGAAGAGUUCCACACCAAAUCAUAAAAAAUGGAAAGUCAAGUAUUACAAAGGUUUGGGCACCAGCACAUCAAAAGAAGCUAAAGAAUACUUUGCAGAUAUGAAAAGACAUCGUAUCCAGUUCAAAUAUUCUGGUCCUGAAGAUGAUGCUGCAAUCAGCCUGGCCUUUAGCAAAAAACAGAUAGAUGAUCGAAAAGAAUGGUUAACUCAUUUCAUGGAGGAUAGAAGACAACGAAAGUUACUUGGUCUUCCUGAGGAUUACUUGUAUGGGCAAACUACCACAUAUCUGACAUAUAAUGACUUCAUAAACAAGGAACUUAUCUUGUUCUCAAAUUCCGAUAAUGAGAGAUCUAUCCCAUCUAUGGUGGAUGGUUUGAAACCAGGUCAGAGAAAGGUUUUGUUUACUUGUUUCAAACGGAAUGACAAGCGAGAGGUGAAGGUUGCCCAGUUAGCUGGGUCAGUGGCUGAAAUGUCUUCUUAUCAUCAUGGUGAGAUGUCACUGAUGAUGACCAUUAUCAAUUUGGCUCAGAAUUUUGUGGGUAGCAAUAAUCUAAACCUCUUGCAGCCUAUUGGUCAGUUUGGUACCAGGCUACAUGGUGGCAAGGAUUCUGCUAGUCCUCGAUACAUCUUCACAAUGCUUAGCUCUUUGGCUCGGUUGUUAUUUCCACCAAAAGAUGAUCACACAUUAAAGUUCUUAUAUGAUGACAACCAACGUGUUGAGCCUGAAUGGUACAUUCCUAUUAUACCCAUGGUCCUGAUAAAUGGAGCCGAAGGAAUAGGUACUGGGUGGUCCUGCAAAAUCCCUAACUUUGAUGUUCGUGAAGUUGUAAAUAACAUCAGGCGUUUGAUGGAUGGAGAAGAACCUCUGCCAAUGCUUCCAAGUUACAAGAACUUCAAGGGUACUAUUGAAGAGCUGGCUCCAAAUCAAUAUGUGAUUAGUGGUGAAGUAGCUAUUCUUGAUUCCACAACCAUUGAAAUCUCAGAGCUUCCCAUCAGAACAUGGACCCAGACAUAUAAGGAGCAGGUUCUAGAACCCAUGUUGAAUGGCACUGAGAAGACACCCCCUCUCAUAACAGACUAUAGGGAAUACCAUACAGACACCACUGUAAAAUUUGUGGUGAAGAUGACUGAAGAAAAACUGGCAGAGACAGAGAAAGCUGGACUACACAAAGUCUUCAGACUCCAAACCAGUCUCACAUGCAACUCUAUGGUACUUUUUGACCAUGUGGGCUGUUUAAAGAAAUAUGACACAGUGUUGGAUAUUCUAAGAGACUUCUUUGAACUCAGGCUUAAAUAUUAUGGAUUAAGAAAAGAAUGGCUCUUAGGAAUGCUUGGUGCUGAAUCUGCUAAACUGAACAAUCAGGCUCGCUUUAUCUUAGAGAAAAUAGAGGGAAAAAUAAUCAUUGAAAAUAAGCCGAAGAAAGAAAUAAUUAAAGUUCUGGUUCAGAGGGGAUAUGAUUCAGAUCCUGUGAAGGCCUGGAAAGAAGCCCAACAAAAGGUUCCAGAUGAAGAAGAAAAUGAAGAGAGUGACAAUGAAAAGGAAACUGAAAAGAGUGACUCUGUAACAGAUUCUGGACCAACCUUCAACUACCUGCUUGAUAUGCCCCUUUGGUAUCUAACCAAGGAAAAGAAAGAUGAACUGUGCAAACUAAGAAAUGAAAAAGAGCAAGAGCUGGACACAUUAAGGAAAAAGACUCCAUCAGAUUUGUGGAAAGAAGACUUGGCUGCUUUUAUUGAAGAACUGGAGGCUGUUGAAGCCAAGGAAAAACAAGAUGAACAAGUUGGACUUCCUGGGAAAGGGGGGAAAGCAAAGGGGAAAAAAACUCAAAUGGCUGAAGUUUUGCCUUCUCCACGUGGAAAAAGAGUCAUUCCCCAAGUAACCAUAGAAAUGAAAGCAGAGGCAGAAAAGAAAAAUAGAAAGAAAAUUAAGAGUGAAAAUACUGAAAGAAGCCCUCAAGAGGAUGGUAUGGAACUAGAAAGCUUAAAACAAAGAUUAGAGAAGAAACAGAAAAGAGAACCAGGUACCAAGAGAAAGAAACAAACUACAUUGCCAUUUAAACCAGUCAAAAAGGGAAGUAAGAGAAAUCCCUGGUCUGAUUCAGAAUCAGAUAUGAGCAGUAAUGACAGUAAUUUUGAUGUCCCUCCACGAGAAACAGAGCCUCGGAGAACAACAACAAAAACCAAAUUCACAAUGGAUUUGGAUUCAGAUGAUGAUUUCUCAGAUUUUGAUGAAAAAACUCAAGAUGAAGAUUUUGUCCCAUCAGAUGCUAGUCCACCUAAAACUAAAAUUCCCCCAAAACAUACUACCAAAGAACUGAAGCCACAGAACAGUGGUAAGUCAGAAAAGGACCUUGACUCUAAUGAUAAAGACAGUGUACCACUUUCUUCAAGCCCUCUUGCUUCUGAUUUCUCAGCUGAAACUGAAAUUAGUCAGUCUUCUACUUCCACCACGGGUGCCAAAAAGGCUGCCCCAAAAGGAACCAGAAAGAAUCCAGCCUUGAAUUCUGGUGUCUCUCAAAAGCCUGAUCCUGCGAAAACCAAAAAUCGACGCAAAAGGAAGCCAUCCACUUCUGAUGAUUCCGACUCUAAUUUUGAGAAAAUUAUUUCUAAAGCAGCCACAAGCAAAAAAUCCAAGGGGGAGAGUGACGACUUCCAUCUAGAUUUUGACUCAGCAGUUGCUCCUCGGGCAAAAUCCAGUCGGGCAAAGAAACCUAUAAAGUACCUCGAAGAGUCAGAUGAAGAUGAUCUGUUUUAAGAUGUGAGGUGAUUAUUUUAAGAAGAGUUACAUGAA